AUGGAAAAGGUCAGUUCCAUUUUUGACGGGAAGCUAGACAUUCUGAUCAACAAUGCCGCAAUUCUGAUGUGGAAGCCAUUUGAAGAACAUACUGUGGAAGAUUAUUUGACCCUUUUAUCCACAAAUCUCGAAUCUUGUUACCAUUUCUCUCAGCUCGCUCAUCCUCUACUCAAGGCUUCAGGAAAUGGAAGCAUUGUAUUCAUUUCCUCUGUUUCGAGUUUGGUUAGUGUUAGUGGUGUCUCCGUUUACGCAACAACAAAAGCGGCAAUCAAUCAAUUGACCCAAAAUUUGGCUUGUGAAUGGGCUAAAGAUGGCAUCCGGGUUAAUUCAGUUGCUCCGUGGCUCAUUAGAACUGCCAUGGUGGAAGACUAUAUUGAUCUCCCGGAGUCCGCGAAGAAGAUUUAA
Oldenlandia corymbosa var. corymbosa is the source of this 405-nucleotide messenger RNA. Lineage: Eukaryota; Viridiplantae; Streptophyta; Magnoliopsida; Gentianales; Rubiaceae. The record is from the annotation of a GenBank genome assembly.